UUGACCUGUCCAGUGGGUGGCUCGCCGCGCGAGGUUCACCUCCUAGGAGCUCUCCUCCAUUUUCGCGUUCGUGCGAAAUCCGGGACAACACAGGCCGCGGCGCCGCCAUCUUAGGGAAAAAUAGUACUCAAGCAACUCGUCUGCUGGAUGAUAUAAUAUUUUGUCAGCGGGAGACGUGUGUGCCGUGGAACGUGGAGCUUUCGGGUACGCAGUGUGUGUCUCUGGGAAGAGUGCAAGGCCAUCGGGCCUAGAACGGCUCCAAAACGAUACCAAGAGAAAUUGAAAGCGAGAAAUCGCGAUUAAUAUAAGGAACACGGUCACGAGAAGCUCGAAAAUUGGAACACCGUGUUUUGACAUUUCGAAAGAAGCGAAGGGAGUUGUGAAUUGUGAAGCAAGAGGAUAGUAGUCAGUGGAGAGUGUUGGUUUGUUGUUGCAAGAGAGGUGAGAGCGAGAAGUGAAAAAGAGUGACGGAGAGGGAGAGUUAUUCACGGAGAAAUAUCAUAAAGUUAGAUAGAAGCGUCCGGUUUUGUUUUCGUGGCGCGCGACGCUAGAACCGUAGAUAAUUCACGGUGGUGGGUGAGAGCAAGAACGAACAGCUAGCGGGCGUAAUUGAGAAGAAAGAUGGCGCGAGGUGCGAACGAAGAGUGUUGACCCAUUUUCGCGGAAAAGCUUGGGAUAUUUCGCGAGUUUCCGGUAAAAUUUACGCUUGGUGGAUACGCCGAGGAUUUGCUCGAGCGUAUCGUACCGGCUGGUGUUGAUUAAAAGUUACGCAAAGGCGCAAAAAUUCUGAAAAAAUUCGAUAUUCGUGGAGCCCUGGCAGGCUCGAGUGCGGCUAGUAAGAUGGGCAAUAAUGCCGCUACGGCGAAUAAGAAGGUGGACGCUGCCGAGAGCGUUAAGGAGUUCCUCGAUCAGGCUAAGGAGGAAUUUGAAGAGAAGUGGAAGAAGAAUCCAACAAAUACCGCGGGUCUUGAUGACUUUGAGAGAAUCAAGACCCUGGGUACAGGGUCCUUUGGCAGGGUCAUGAUAGUUCAGCACAAACCAACCAAGGAGUAUUAUGCUAUGAAGAUACUUGAUAAGCAAAAGGUUGUCAAGCUCAAGCAGGUGGAGCACACUCUGAAUGAAAAGAGAAUCCUUCAGGCUAUCAGCUUUCCCUUCCUUGUAUCUCUUCGCUUUCACUUUAAGGACAACUCAAAUUUGUACAUGGUGCUGGAGUAUGUGCCAGGUGGAGAAAUGUUCAGUCAUCUCAGAAAAGUAGGCCGUUUUUCAGAGCCCCACUCUCGGUUUUAUGCUGCCCAAAUAGUCUUGGCAUUUGAGUACCUUCACUAUCUUGACCUGAUCUACAGAGAUCUAAAGCCUGAAAAUUUGCUGAUCGAUUCUCAAGGCUAUCUUAAGGUCACAGACUUUGGUUUUGCUAAGAGAGUGAAGGGCAGGACGUGGACUCUAUGCGGUACACCAGAAUAUCUAGCACCUGAAAUUAUUCUCAGCAAGGGCUACAACAAGGCUGUCGACUGGUGGGCCUUAGGUGUUCUAGUUUAUGAAAUGGCAGCAGGGUAUCCACCAUUCUUCGCUGAUCAACCUAUACAAAUCUAUGAGAAGAUAGUCAGUGGGAAGGUACGCUUCCCAUCACACUUUGGUUCAGACCUCAAAGAUAUGCUACGCAACCUACUACAAGUUGACCUCACCAAAAGGUAUGGUAACCUCAAAGCAGGCGUAAAUGAUAUAAAGGGACACAAAUGGUUUGCGAGUACCGACUGGAUAGCCGUCUUCCAAAGAAGGAUCGAAGCUCCGUUCAUACCCAGGUGCAAGGGUCCUGGUGACACUAGCAACUUCGAUGACUACGAGGAGGAGGCGCUUAGAAUCUCAUCUACCGAAAAGUGCGCUAAGGAGUUCGCCGAAUUUUGAACGGUGCAGCGCAAUUGGCGUGCGACGUUCGAUCUGAUUUCGGUAAAGGGUCGCGGUUCGGCAAGAAUGCGGAUAACGUUAUCCAGGCCGCUUCUACAGGCUGUUACCUCGUGUCCCGACGAAGUGAAUACUUUAAAAAAUAUCGCGCUUCGACUUCCACGAUCUAUUCUGGCCGUCGCGCUCAAACGCUAUUAUUUCUCCCAUGGAAGAAUCUCUUCCUCCAAUUCGCUCUUCUCCAUCGGAUCGGCACCCCCAUCACGAUUCUCAUAAUUAUCAGAAGACUCGAACUACGUGUAAGUUUUUUUGACAUCACGCAUCCGGAAAUACGUUGCCUCAUUCUAUACGUCAUCGCAUCAGCAACGUACGGCGUUAAAAUACGCCACGCAUCGUUCCAUCGAGAAAAAUGUCCAGCCUGUCUCGAGAGCGCUUUGUCGUUCAUCUUCAUCAUCCGAUUAAUUGCGCGAUUGUCGUUAAACUUUGCGACAAAGUAUCCAUUAGCCAUUAGCCAUAGCAGAGCGACGAAGAUCCGUAAAAUCGGCAAUUAUAAACACUCCCGUUUCGCCACGCCUGAACGACAACGGAAUCGUGUCAACUCGAAGAGGAUCCCGAGGUUAAUUAUUCUCGACCGUCCUGAGGACAUGUCUUAAGAUUGCAAUGACUGUGCGUUAAUGCGCGCGGAUAAAACGAAACAGUAUACAUUACUUUUCGAACGUUUAAUAUAACGCGCCAAACUAUCGACGUCAUAAUCAUCUCGAGCAGUCCCCGUCGUCGUUAUCGUCGUUCCUUGUAUCGUCGCCGCGUAUAAACAUCAUUAUCUUUUAUGACGAGGGGCACCUAGCCCGGAAUAAGCGCGGGUUUCCCGUUCACAAUUACGAUACGAGGCACUAUACCGAUCACGGAGUGCCAUUCAAUGCCGUCUUGAAAUUCGAAGCCACUAUUAUCAAGAAGGGGUCUCGAGAUGCGCCAGAUUAGCUGAGAGUUUAUCUUGGCCAAUCAAGAUGGAAGGGAGCAAUCAAGGUCACGGCCGAGGAUAGUGCAAGAGUUCAAGUACAAGUGUUCAACUGGAGUCGUUUUAAGAAGAAGAGACACAAGAGGAUUGGGGAUGAGGAACGAAAAGAAGAAGAGGAAGAACAACAGGAGAGAAGUAGAAAUCGUGAAUACGUCGGAAUGGUUCAAAAGUGGUUGAGUAAGGCGCGAAGGGUGGUGGAAGUUUACGUCGAAGAAAAGAGAAUGCGGAAUGGAUUUAAAAAAGUGCGGUGAGAAUUCAUAGAGAAUGUUAAUAGAGUCUCGUAUGAGUCGUGUGUACAGUGAAUGAAUGUAAUAGUGCAUAAAGUUUUGGCAAGCUUCGCGAAUCUCCGGGAUCAGCUUAAGAUGUAGCUAUACGUGGGAAUAUGCCAUGAGAGAGUGAGGAUACAUCAAUGAGAGAGAGAGAGAGAGAGAGAGAGGGGGGGGGAGGGGAGGAGAGAGAAAGCGAGAGAGAGUAUUUUUAGAUCUAAGACAUCUUAAGAAAAAUUUUGGAAGGAUCGCCCGUCCUCCCUUCCCCUUCAUUAAUCAACCCCUAUCCCUCCCACCCUGAGUACGGCACACGAUCGCGAUCCGCUGUAUUAUUCACCAAGUAACGCAAGAUAAGAAGAUUGCCGAGAAGAUACCGCGUUAAGCGAGGUGAUACGAUCUAGGCAGAUUUAAUUUCUUUAAAUUACGUAUCACGUCUAGGAUAUAAUACUUACUUCCCUACCUCAUUUAUCGCGUGCGUCUCCCUAGGCUUUAUGAAAUGCCAGUACGAGACACAAUAGAUGAACGAGUGACGAAAUGACCUACGAGUCCAGAAUGCAUUCGGCAAGUAAGACCUUGUGACAAGGGGCUGCCUAGGGGUUAGGAGCGCGAAAAUCCUGUCACGCAUUGUACGUAUGUAUCUGGGAUAUACGAUCCUGAGAUGUUCUUUGAAUCUAUUUAUUUUUGAAUUUCAAUCGGGAGCUCGUUGGACACAGUGAUAACGGCGGGAAAGUCACGCGUUUUAAAUUGGGUUUUGAAAAUAUUGCAAUGGUACGAAUUCGAGCUUUGAGAAGGGCGCGCCUUUUUGUUCGAUGUUUAUAGAUAUGCUGCGAGCUACCACGAAUGCACUGUUCUCUGUAUUUAAUGAAUUUUAAAAUUAUGUAAACUCGUCAGUGAGAUCGUCAAGUGUUUUAAACGAGAUUCACGCAUGUGAUGUGUGGAGGGGUUCAACGUGAUGCACUUGAUAACUUUGAAAUUUGACAGAUUGAAAAAUGAUGAUCUUCCGUAUGAAACGGUUCUGUCGAAUUCUGCGUCUUUUUGAAUUAUAUUUUUUGGUCUUACUAUACCCGUGCGUCUUUGCAGCUAUUGGUUAUCUUACGUGCAACGUGAGAAUUUUUUGGAAAAAAGUCUAAGGUUCGUUUUUAAAUAAUAAUUCGUAUUCCCAUCCGUGACUGUUGCUUGUUAUCUGCUUAGCGAUGAUUGACACGUGGAUGCGAUACCAUCCGGAUGUCAGGGAUUUGAUAAUGAGGUUGUAUUCCACCCUGUGGGAAUCGAUUAAUCUCAUCGAAUGUAAUUAAUUAGGGAGACGAUAACGGUGCAAUAAUGAAAUUAGAAUAGAGUAUUCGAGGAUUAAAGGACGCGGGAAGAGACGAGAUGAAUUUUGUCCAAGUUUUCACAAUUAAACGAUAAAAUUUAAUUUUACGUAACUUGUGAAAAUUUUGACGCUCGUGCCUGACGGAAUAUUAAAGUAUCGAGUGUGGUGUACAUAGGCAUUUGCAUGGUAAUGAAUAGUCAUGAUGCAGCCAUUAAUCAAUGUUUUUUUUCCUUCGCCAUCUUUUUGUUAUCUUUUAUCCCGUCUUUAUUAUUUUUGUUUUUUUUUUCAAACAAUUUACACAAGAAUUCGCAACUCGCUUGGUUCAAUUCACAAGUUUACUCGUUUAUCAAAUCCGCAGGAUUACUUUUGUAACGUCACGCGAUAAUAAAGACUACUGGUUUUCGCUUAUGUCAAAAUAUACAAAAUUUCACGGAGCAGCGACAAGUACCUUCGCGACACACGCGCAUGUUAACGUACCGCGAGGAUCAUGAAAUUUUUUACAUCCAUAUAAAUAUACAGUUAGGCACACGAGAUACGAACCACAUAAAUAUAAAAAAUCGCGGUAAUCUUUUUUGUAAAUAUUACAUAGAUGGAAUCGUUUUAAAUAAUAAUAUUAUUAAUAGCAUAUUCUUCAAGGCGUAAUUACGAAGAAUAUUUUACGUUUCGCUGUCCUUUACAUAUCAGCCUACUCUCAAUUGUAUAUUUUAUUUAUGUGUAAUAAGAAUCUUUUUUCCAAAUGUCUUGUACGUACGCAAAUAUAGCAUACCUAUGUCCUAUUUAUAGAAUGAAAAAGAGACACGUUCAUCCGACGAUUGAUCGCUGCAUACAUUAUUGUACAACGUGAUACCCCAGGAGCAUGUUAUUAUAUUUAUUUAUAUAGAUCAUUAAAUUCACUUUAUGUAUUUCAUUCAGUCUUAGAUGUGCUUUUUGUAUUUUAAGAAACAUACGUAAACAGCGCACUUCUGUUCUCUUUGUAACCCGAAGGCAGAGACAUACGUGAAAAUACGUGUCGAGACACUCACGCUCUUACAAAACAGAAGAUCAUUCGCCAUUUUCUAGAGGCAAAUCUGUCAAAAGAAUAAUAUGCCCGAGCGCGUACUUACGUCAAAUAGAGAAAUUAAAUGGACAAUUCCAUGAACUUGAAUUAUUUGUCAUUAAUAACUAGACAAAUUGCGUGAAUCGAUUGUGUUCUAACCUUAAAAAACAAAGAAACGAUACAGACAGUGUCUUAUGGGUAAUGCGACGUGCGAGCCAGUUGUACGUCCAGCUACGAACUGUGUCCAGCAUUACGAACUCGAACUAUUAUACAACAAUAUUGAUUAUACCGAGCCGUAUGGGAUCUGUAGUAAAUAUGACAAAGAAUUAAAAAAAUAUUCGGUUUGUAUAUUCGCCUUGUGCAUGCAUAUAAGUGCACUGCAAAUAGAAAACAAACGACGGACAUUCAGUCUGACGCACGCUGGAUCGUGACGAGGAGGAGAGGAAAGAGAGAAACGGCGCGUGUUCAUUGACAUUUGAACGUAGAAACACGUCACGGUUUAGCUAGCACGUAUCACGUGUGUAAACGCGUUAAAAGCAUUCAUAAUUGUCGUCCGCGUCUUAUAUGUUGGCCCGCGCGAGUGAUUUCCCUUAGUUUUUUCAAAUGUUACUAGCCCAUUUGUUUUCUUUUAUCGUAUUUGAUCGUCUGUGACAUCGAUAGAAAUUUCGCUUCGAGAAACAUACUUAUAUUUUCACGCACCCACGUAUCUCAAAUUUUUCUGAACGUUCUCGCUUUCUACAGGCUCUCGCUCUUUAGGGAGACAUUGAAAUCAGUCUACUAAUAUUAUACAAUUUUCUAAUAAAUAUUCAUACGAUUGUACAGCUCUGAGACUUUGCAGUCGCUGGGAGAGACGACAGCUUGCGUGGAUUUUGAAUUUCGUUUAUUUUGCCGCCAUAAAGUAUCCAGGCAUCGUACGUAGCAUGAUCGAGCAUUUUUUUACUGCAGUUCUGUUACAAUGGAUCUGCAGAAUUACGUAAUUCGAGAAACUAUUACGGUUUGACAAUGAGAACAAGGUCGAGCAAUUAGGAAACAAAGAGACUAUUAUAAUAUAGAAGGAAUCGUGGGAGCAAAUUGAGUCGACGCAGUUCAUCUUUAUAUAUCAGUUUUAUUUUCGAUCCCUUCAAUUUAAUUUGGUUGACCUUUUUUUUUACUGGCAAUCUGUUCGUCCUAUUACGUACACCUGGACAAACAUUACGUAGCAUUAUAAAUAACGCAACUUUCGCUGACGCCAGGGUCUUCAUAUCCAUCGCGAAAUUGAGGAACGUGUCUCGAGAAAUCGUUAUGGCCUCGUUUGACGUUCGUUCAAAGGCCAAUUGGCUAUAUAGAAUGAAAAAUAUUCUUGGAUCCUACGUAACAUUUUUUUUUAAACAUAAAUAUUUCAAUUAUUGUCUUAUUCAGUAUUCACGUGUUUCCAUAUAGACUCUGCUUGAAUCGCCCAAAUAUUAGAGUCAACAGUCGUUUCAAAAAUAAUGAAUCAACCAGUGUAACGAUCGUGUCUGCUGGAUCCCUAUAAGAGAAAAAAAUUGUAUUCGCAUAGGGUACACAAGUCUUUCGGACGAACGAUUAUGACCAAAGUUUCUGAGCUUACGGAUGACGAGCAACGGGCUACCUCAUUUCUUUGGUGCGCCAUUAAUCUACGUUGAGCGUGUUAGUAAAGGCGCGUCGACAACGUUAGAGUCUUUGUAACAUUCUUCAUUGUCGUCGUCAUAUCAUUUCUGUUCUCGUAUCUCGUGUGACCAAUGCACCAGGGGUAAACGAUCUUACCAGAUAGUGAGACCGAGACUCAUCCUAAUUGAGGGGCACGUAUUCUCGACUCGUCUUACUUCGACGUGAACACAUGUGUUAGAAGCAUACGUGGACGCAUAUGUGACAUUGAUUUUUUUUUAAUUAAUUACAUUCAACCUUCUGAAUCCUCGAGGCAUAUAUUAGCUCGGCUGUAAUUGCAAAAGUGUGUAUAUUUUUUUUUCGCAUACAUUUCGCACUUACGUAUCCUUUCGUACCGAUGGGUUGAUGUAGAACCAAGAGUGAGCUAGAGGAUGGAGGAGGAAGUGAGGGAAAACAUUUUUUUAAUUCAAUGAAAAAUGAAAUUAUAUUGGUUGAGAAUCCAACGCCGAGAAGCGUGCCUUAUUCUGUCCGAUUUCUGAUAACCAAUUAUUAUUAUUAUUGGGAUUAAACAAGGCCAUCAGGAAAUUGAGUGAGAUAACCGUAAACAUUUCCUGGUUAAUCCUAUGGGACACCUUUGGCUAUUCUGGUAUACGGAUAUACGAUAUUUAGAUCUGGAGGGAAUUAGAUUUGUACGCGCGGUGCAUUGUGGGAUGGAAAUAUACAGAUCUGCAAGGGAACAUUGACAACCCGAGUGAUACGUUUUUUAGUUUUAUGUGGCGAAAGAAGGAAAAAAUUAGUAUUACGUGCGAACGUAUAGACGCAGUUACGGGGUACGAAAUUAUAUCUGAUGUCAUUAAUGUCAAAUGACGCAACCGGCGUUUACGAUUUUAAUUGGCUGCAAAAAGAGAAUAGGAUGGGAAUAUCGUUAGUACAAGGUAACGCCGUCGGAACGAACGACGCCUUUAUUAUUAUAAAUAACCCGAUUACGUGGGACGCGUGACUGGGAAUUAAUUGACAAUUCAUUUAGUCCGUCAAAGACACGAUGCCCUGGCGAGAUAACUUUUUACUUUUACCGCAGAGAUGGAAACGUUCAUGUCGUUGUACGUCCUGGCGAUUUUGAUGUUUAAUUCAGCAUUCGAGUAUCCGCAGUCUUGGCUGACAGGUCGUCGCGUGUUUUAAAUGAACAAAUUAAAUUUUUGUUAAGUACCUUUCAGUUUUAUUUCACUCCCGUUUUUAAUAAUCAAAAUGUACUCUCACGUUUUUUGUCAAUGGUCGUUUAUUACAUCAUUGGCAGCUUUCUCGAAGUACAAACAACUUUUUCGUUUCCAGUGGUCAGGGUGUGAGUCGCCGCGUUGCGAUAUCGAUCGCUCGGGAUUGUCGCCGUGGUAAAAACGUGUCGCUCAGUUAUACCUAGCUGGUCAUUUUAUUCGCGGCAGCCAUAUUUUUAUUUAGUUUAAUCAUCGAAAAUCCUUUUAAGCCCCGUCACGGUGAGUGCGAUUCAAACUGAACGGACUCGACGUAGCUUCGCGGCUGUUUUAUACUCGUCAUUCUUUAGUAACAUCUAUUCGUAGAGACUCACCCCUUUGAACACUGGCUAAUUCUUAAAGCACCGAUACAGUUAUGUCGUAGUAUAAAACGUGUGUUUUCACGCAUCUCGUUUUCUCAUUUUGCUUUUGAUUUUUUUUUCAUGCAAAUCCUAGGGAGUCAAAUGGUUGACCAGGGUCAGGACAGUAUGCAUCUGCGUGUAUCGUGAUAAGCCAAAGAUUAUCGUAUGAUUUUGUCUCCGCGUUAAUCUCGUCGUCUAAAAAUAGUAUCACGCUCGUUAUAAAUAUUUCAUAUGUACCUACGUAAUUCUAAAUGCCAUCUGUCGAACACUCCGGACAUUAAUUGACGCAUUGCGAGACCCGCCGCCAUUGCCAUCUAGAAAGUUGUAAUGUAACUGGACUCAGUGCCGCAGUGGCAGCACCGUCGCGAACCACGAAGAGCCAGCCAAUUUCUUGGUGAGGUCUAAUAUAUCUAUGUCGACAUUUAUUUUUGUUAAUGCUUUCAUUACAAAUAAAAACAGUGGACGUGAUAGUUAUACGACUAGAGAUUCAUUCGAGCAGCGUUAUGUCAAAGUGCGUAUAAAAUUUGUCUGUAUCUUUUUUUUAUCGAUGUCUCACAAAAGUCACGUCGUUGCAUCUGGUUCGCCGUGCUCUUGUCCUAUUCAUAUUUUUCAGUUGCCAUUAGAAAGUGGUCUCGCGAUGCUAUUAUUAUAUCGUAUCGCCGUUCGUUAUAGCGAGUAUUGGUAUAUAUGCACGUGUUUACUUGUACAUUAAGUUUUAAGGGUGCAUCAACGUCAGUAUACUUCAUUAACAGUAUGGAUAAAGUCAGAUUGUCGAAGUUGCGACUAUUUUUGUAUCUAUUAAUACCAUUACUCGCUAUUAUUUAUUAGGGCAGUGAGCGCGGGAAGAUUUAUUAUCCUGGGAGUUUUAUUCGUACUUAACGAUCCGAAUUUUCAUUCGAAUUUCCACGUUACUAGCUCGGAUGCCGCGUAGGUACUGAUAUAUCCGUGUAUGGUUACUUUUAUAAUUAAUUUCAUAGCCAAUUUUCGUUCAACCCUUCGAAAGACAAAUUUAUGCUCGUCUUUAAUUUACCUUAUCGUAGAUGAUAACAUUACAUAUUUGAUCAACGAUCAUUUAAUUGUCUCAGAUUCUUUGUCAAUCGCAUAUAUAGUAAUUUGUUGUACUUUUAGUUCCUACAACUCUUGUACGCUAUAGCGUUUACGUAUUAAUGAGUAUUACGCGUACUGUUUACGCAUGUCAAAAGAGUCGAGCAAGUUUAACAAGCGAUCCUGCGCGAUCGUGUAAGCUUACAGUCGUAAAAUCGAUAGGGUGUUCAAUAAAAAUCCGAUACGACCACAUUACUUGCGUGUAACAGUAUAUACGAGCAUGACGAGAUGUAAAUAUGUAUGAGUUUUAUUAAUGGCGAUAAUCGUGGCUCGCCGACAACUUUUACGGUCGUAAAGAUUGUUUCGGGGGAAUCGCAUGGAAUUUUUUUUCCUUUUAUCAGCGAUCUAAGAGAAUCUUGUAACUUGGCUAUGGCGGAGAGCUAAAUUUUUUAUCGCGAUUAACAUUCAGUCCUGCGACUUGGCGAGCGUUAAGCGGAGCUGUCUGUAUCGCGUUGGAGGUUAUGGUAAAGAGAGAUUUUUGUCUUGCGAUUACGUUAUGUAAAUUUUAGCUCAUCACUUGCGUUUAUAGUUGAUUAUCAAAUGAAUAUUAUUUUGACCCAGUAUGAGUUAUGAUUUAUGGGUUUACCAAUCUCAAUUUUUUUUUGUAAAUAUUAAUUUAAAUAAAUCCUAUUGUAAAAAUGGUAUUAUUUAUACAUCGUUCCGUUUGUCGUUUACUUUAUCCAUGAAAACACUAUUCCCGAUUAACGUGCUUUAUUAUUUCAUAUCUCUUCCAUUCAUUAUGUACUCUCGUCCUUAUCCAGGUUCACGCUAUCACUCUUGCUGGACCUUAUCAGCUUCGCACUCUUUCCACCAUUCUUUAAAUUUCAACCCUGCCGACAUGAUUCUUUUCCUUUCCCUAUAAUUUCCGAUAAUUUAUGAUGAUUGCUCUUGGUCAUGGUCGUUCGUGUGUUCAUCUCGCGAGGUCGAGCAACAAUGUGAUGACAGCGCUAUCUCGAAGGCUCGUUUACUGCAUCUAAAUAGCCGUCGAAUCAUCCAUAUACCAAUAGCGAGAGAAGAUGGUCGUAGAAAAAACUAAAUGUCAAGCAGUACCUACGAUCAAAGCGUUCCAGUCAGUACGGUGGGAGGUUUUGGUAUCUAAACGAAAUUUUGUUCAUCCUGUCGUUUACGCUCGGCGAAGUUUGGCGUCCGGCAACGUUACCGAGCUGUUGAUAAUAUUUACAGGCUAUGGAAAAGGAGAGCAAAAGGACCUGACAGAGACAAAGCCAUACAAUACGUAAGAGCUACUUUUGAUUUUUGACCAUCAAUAAAGGUUUGUUUGCACUUUUACGAUAAACUCGGUUAAUUACAUUGUAAUCUAAUCUCACGAUAGGGAAGUCCCUGGCACUUUAUUUUUUAACUGUCUUUACGAUUGUCAUCGAUUCGAUCUGACUGAACGAUUCGUAAUCGUGUAUCGUAAAGUCAAAGAAAAUUUGCUACUGUCAUUAGUCAUUAACGAUAAAUCGGACUCUUGACUCCGCUUGCUAAUUAGUCCCAGUUUUUUUUUUUUUUAAUUACCACCCACAAACGUAUAUUACGUCGUACAAAUUUUCUCCAAGGUCUUUAUCACGAGUGAGACGUCAAGCAAAAUAAUCAUAUCACGCGGUCUAUAUUCAUGUUUAUUUAUAUUCCUGAAAAAAAAAUCAUCCAUGGAUUCACAUAUAAAUUCAUCCCUGGUGACAUGCUCGUGACGUAUGACAUUCUUAUCUAAUCAACCUUAUCAACCGUUAUAUACGUCGACGUCUACUCUUCCUUGUAAGCAAAUGUCAGGCUUUAUCUGUCCAAGCGAUAUCAUAAAGACACUCGACAUUGGCGUCGGUUGAAAUUUACGCUUCAUCAGUGUCAGCCUUGAUACAGAUCGGACCGAAUGGCCGUAAUCAAUGAAAACGUCUCUUAAAGUUAUCCGUGUGGAUUUAUACCAAUGCCAAAAAAAUAUUCGUCUAUCUAGAUCCGAUGCACGUCCGGCUGCUAAUGUACGUAGACUAGGUAUAGAUUUUCGUCGCGUUCGCAAAGUCCAUAUUUUAUUAUCCGAUCGUCCCAGUCGGUGGACUCCUUCCAUGGACGUCCUUCGUAGAUCUACAGAGACGAAAAUUUGGUAUACGCGGAUAUAGGAAGAAUAAUAACGGCGCUCGCUCGCUCGUGAAAUCGUAUAAUGCCAAAUGUCACUUUUACGGAGAAAGGUUAGAUCCCUGGACAAAAGGUGUUUCUAGAUACGCGAGGAGGCAUAUCCCCCUUAUAGAAAUGAAGAAGGCGCGGCUUCAUUCAGAAACGUCGGCUACCGUAAUACACUGGUGAUCAUUUAAUGCCGAGAGAUUAAAGCCGUCAUUGAUGAAUGGCGAGACACUUGCUUGCCGCGUAUAUAUAAACGGAAACGUUAAGGCACGAGUGAUACCAGUUUCAAGUGGAGCGCGUUACGUAAUUUCCCGUCUGCCCGAGUACAAGGAAACGGAACUGGAAAGUAUGACGUCUUAGAGGUACUACAUACCUUGGAACGAUUGGGUGAAGUUUCAUUUGAAAUUGUUCAUCCGUUAUAAUUAUCGACUACAGUAAUGACGGACAUGCGGUUGCGAAACGUCAAAAUUUUUCGCGAUACUUACUCUGGGUCAAAUAUUUUUUAAUCGAUACCUUCUCCAUCCAUUUCCUUAUUACUUUAACGGCACAAUCCAGCGGUUAUUAAGGCUCGAGUUAACGUGUGUUGGAUACAAUUUUAUGGCGGUUUUGAAGUACGAUGUCGGUUCGAGACUGUUUGCAGGUUAUAUCGUGACGUAAUUCGUGUACAGGAAGAGCCGGUUCUUAAGGUUGACUUUUAUAGGCUUGGUUCUUACAGUCCUUUACAGAGUCUUCACCUCGAGAGCUGCUGCUAAGGUAAAUGAAAAAAGAAAAAAAUUCAAAGUCAUUGUCCUUCAUUCUUUUUUUGGAAAACUUAAUUUUGUCUAUAUUAUUAUUCACGUGUGGUUUUUUUUUAUGUACGGUCGUAUCUACAGAAUUUCGACGCGCGUAAUAAUUGCCUUGGGAGACGAGCGUUGUACUUGGUAAUAUGCAAUAUUACCAGACGGUGUAAUAAUAAAGUACGAAGUAUAGGGAAAUUUGGCGAAGGGUGCGCAAGAAAGAUUAAGAUAGAAAGUAACUAUGGAUACUUCGGUAAACAUUCCAGGCUCCCUUUGAAUCGUAAUACGUUUAUUAAAUUCUCAACCUUUCGUAUUAAUACGUGACAUUGAUUCGUCGAGCUUGAGCCGAAUAACAAGCGAAUAUCAUGCAAUCAUAUAUUAUAAGUACAUACGUGUAACGCGUAUAGGGACAUAUAUGUAGAGACGUAUAUAGGAGACCACGAUCGAUCGCAUAUAAUUCCUACCAACCGUCCAUGCUGGCUUUAUAAUGGCGUUGACCAAAAAUAAUCAUGGCGAAUCAGAGCGACACUUGGGUGCGAUUGCGACAGUCGGAGGAUCUGAUUGUCGAAAAGUCUCGCGACAGUUUGACAAUACGAGAUCUCACAUUUAUCGUUAGAGUCUCGAGGACUUUUACAACGUGUCGCAAGCAAGUUGUCCCAGCUGAUCAUGAUUAAAUUGAUAUAUACGUUGGAAAGAUUUUUGCGAGUUUUAAAAGAAAAUUGCGAAUGUCUCGCCGACUCUUCUGACAUUUGCAAAUCGCUUGUCGCUCGAAAUAGAAUAACUCGUAUCGUUCGCUUAAUUAUUUGUCGUUAAGUGACGUCACGACGACCGGGACAAAUCUCGGAAGAAAUUAUGACGCUCGCGUAAAACGGAUUGUUGACUCUGGCGGAAUAUGUAGCCGAUAGAUCAUUGAAUUAUCAUUUAAAGACGCUUGAGAGUAAAGAUAAUAUUUUUGAAAAGAUUCACGCCCGCCAAUUCUGACGUAUCUAUGAAUUCAUCACUUUAGUAUUGUCGAGUACAGAAUUGCAUUCGGUGUAAAUCAAUGAAAUCGAAGAUACAUUAAGCCAACAGCAUAAAGUGUCCCUCGGGGCAUCCCUGUGUCCUAAUAAAUCACCCUUAAAAAAAAACCCAAUCAAUUCUCUAAAAUAUUCUAGCAUGUGAUAUAAUCAAAUAACGUCAAAAACUCGGCACUCGGAAUCCUUCGUUAUUCUUCGGAGUGAAAUCCGAUCGUUCGUCACACGUAUGUAUGUGUCACUCGGGCUCUUAAUAUCCAUACGUUAAUCAAUCAAAUCCUCUUGCAAUUACGUGGAACAAAAGUAAUCUACUCGUGACGUCAAUUCCGAGUGCGGAGUACGAUGACGCAAUAAAUACUGUAUAUAACAGAGAAAUACCUUGCGUGUGCAUUUUAUAGAAAAAGUGUUCAUCCCUCUUUGUUUCGCGUAAGAAAAGAAAAAAAAAAGAGAAAUGAAAAAGGAGAAGAAAAAAAAUGUCACUCGGAGAUAAAAUCCGAAAUGUCGCUGACAAUUUAAUUCUUGUCGCAGCGACGGGCGGACGCUCCCGCGAAACCUUGCAAAUCCUAUAUACAUAACUUACGUACGUGCGUAUUAAAUAUACGUAUGGCGUAUGUAUAGCGAGUUCGUGCAAUUUAGCUUAGUACAAGGCAGUGCAAAAGAUAAAUGACGAUUGGUACACACGAGGAAUUUCUCGUUCGAAUGCUCUCUCGAAAUAUAGGUAACCUCGUAACGUAUAUAUAGUACUUAUACUUAUUUCUAUGUCUAGUCUUCGGCGUUCAUGGGGUAAAUUGAUUAUUGGCGGGGAAAAAAAGUUGAUUGAAAGAGAAAGACGAAAAAAAAAAGAUUAAGUAACUUAUGUCAGAGGAAUAUUUUUUUGCCGUUGGAGCGGACGUUGAAGACUGCACGUGAUUGUCUGGAUUUGUGGAUUUUGGAAAUAGGUCGAAAUUGCAUGACGGAAAAAAAAAUAUAUAUAUAUAUCAGAGAAACGAUGUAGACAAUGAGAAUAAGUACAUAGAGAUACGAGCUAUAGUAAGGAUGACGAGAGUGGGUAAAAAUGGGAGAGGGUACGAAUGCGAGAGAGAGAGAGAGAGAGAGAGAGAGAGAGAGAGAGAGAGAGAGAGAGAGAGAGAGAGAAAGCGUCAGAGUGAAAGGUAAAUAAUCGAAUUAAGAGAAGAGAAAAAAAAUGUAAAAUUAAUUCCAGUAAGUAAUAAAUGGCUGUAAAGUUUAUAGCUGUACGAGGAAUUAUUCUCUAUUCCAUAGAGAAAGAGUAUGGACAAGUUUGCUUUCGAACAUUGUCGGGCGAUACACUUCCUAUGUCUACAGUUUUUCACUAUGACAUUAAAAAAGAAAUCUAUAUAAAGAGACAUGGACCAUUGAUGCAGCAAUACAUACAUAUUACAUAUAUGCUUACGGUGUAUUAAUCAUAAGCUAUAAUUACGCGGAACAUGGUAGUUCAAUUUUUCAUGUUUGGAUUUUUUGUAUUAUAUAAAAACUGGAAGCGUAUAGCCUGGAAGUGGACGUUUGUGUUUAGCGUAUUACGAGUACGUUUAGAUCAUGUGAAAAUAGAGAGAAAAAGGGUUUUGAAUUUUUAGUGAGGUUAAGCAUUGAAAAAAAAAAAAAAAAAAAAUCCUGGAACAUUAUAAUUCAGUGUCUUUGGUGUGAGUGUAGUGUUGGUGAAUUAUUGCAGACGGCACUUCGAUUUUCAUUAAGGGAUCGAAUGGGGGAUACGAGGUUUUUUUUGAAGUUACGAAAUUUUUUGAAAUAAACAAAAUAUUAGAUAACGACAAGCUUUCCUGUCUGCUAUUCGUAGCAAUGCAAUUAACGGGGCUGGCUUUUUCGAAUGUGUCUUGUGACGAGAAAAAUAUUUUUUGCUACUCCAAAUCGCGGUGUUCGUUACUCGUGAAAUUUGAGUGCGUUCACGGAAAAAAAAAAAAAAAAAAAAAAAAAAAAAAAAAAAAAAUUGAUUAUUUUGACAUGUGAUAUCGAACGAUAGCGAGAUAAAAGUGGGAGUGCCGGUUGCUGGUUAUAUUCGAUUUAGAUAGUGAUUUAUUAGGCAAGAAACAACAAGAAGAAAAACAAUAACAGCAUGCGAAAAAGAAGUGAACAAUGUGCUUGCUAUAUAUAGUAGAUAAAAAUUCAUAUCUACAUAAAAAUUAAUGCCAGUUUCACCAACGUAUAUUAUUAAGUAAGGCGUCAGUUAAAAUAUUUUUCUAAGUAACUUCUAUGCGCGUAAUGAAUUCGUUGAUAGUAAAAUUAUCACGGACAGAAAAUAAUUUAAAUGGCUGUUAAAUAAUGAAUGUUGGUGGAACCGUUCAAUCACGCAUCGUUAUCUAUAAAAGAAAAACCCUCCUUUCCUGUAAAUCCAAAAAUAAGACGAAGAAGGUUAUCUCGACCCCGGUUUUCAGUUUUUUCUUUUUUUCCCGUUAAUUACGAAAAUACGUGUCGCACUUACAAUCUUCAUUCGGAUAUUACAUUUACGUUGGGUUUUCGCGAUUGAUAAGAAUCCCGUUGCGUUAUAUGUACGAUACUGGUCACGUUAUCUAUCUUUCAAUGGUAGGAAGGAAACGUCAAUAUCUACUCCUAGAUCUAAUCAAGCUUCGAUCUGUCGAUUAAACUGUAUUUUGUGCAGGUUUCAAUUUCGAGAAUACAUCAAAGAGAGACAAACUUUUGAUUAAAUUAAAAAAGAAGUUCAAGGUCACCGAGUAAUUAUAAUAUGUAAGUAAUUACGUGUAAAAAAAAAAAAAGGAGGAUUAAACUUAAUCCAAAAGAAAUAAUAUGGUCAAAUGAGAUUUAACCAAUUCACAAAUUAUAUGUAGAUGUUUCCAUAUCAGAUAAUUGUACAUUGUCAUUCAACUAAUUAAGUGGUGUCACGAUAGCGUAAUAAAUCGGAAAUGAAAAAUAUUAUAAAGUUUGAUUGAAUUAUCGUAAUCGUAAUCGUAAUCUUGAUCUGACGAUCCUUAUAGAAAUAAUAUAAACCGUUCGAGACCUGUGCACAGUGAGAUAAAGAAUCUCAAGGAAAUUAUAAAAUAGAAAUUAAAUAAGUAAUUACUUUAUUAAAUUAAAUUACUAAAGUAAAUUUCGUAAAUGAUUAUGCGAUAUUGAAUUUCCGGCUUGUUAAUCAAUAUCGAAAAUGCGUACGAGACUCUGAAAAAUCAAUUCUACAUAUUUGAGUUCGAAUUCCAAAUUUUUUUAAUUAGUCGUUAUUUACAAAUUCAUAAUCGAGCACGACUCGUAUGAUAUAUCGAGCACCCGGAGAUUUCGUUUCUAUGAAAAAAUAGUUUAGCCAUUUACAAUGAUCGUAUCUGACUAAUUCUGUCGCUCGUAAAUACGACUAACCGGGAAAUUCGUCAGAUCAGAACGAAUCGACGAAAAUUAUUUGUACUAUUGUUAGCAUUUAAUCAAUAUGGUUCUAGGUUAUUUGCUUUUAGUUCGUCGUUCGGAAUGGUAAUUAUCAUUAAUAUUUCAGUGGUUGGUAACACGGUGACCGUUGACCUUUUUCAAGUCAUUGUUUUCCUAUCGUGUCUCUUUUCCCUCUUUGGAAUUAUCAAGACGUCAGAGACUCGCCAGAGAGCUUCCUUGUGUUUCUUUCUUGUGCAAGAUUCACGUGACACGUUAUCGCGAAUUAUUUCGUAACAGGGAUUCGCGAUAUUCGCGGAUGCUGCAUAUUUUUCGAAUUGAAUUCAAAAAUGGAGCAAAGCGUUUCUCCUCCGAUGGAAAAUUACGCGGAUAGAUCGAUCACGUUGAUCUCGUUGUGUUUGUCCAUUAAGUCUCACAUCACUUGUUGCUAGAAGAUAAAUAGGGUGGAUCGGGAUCGGUGAAGCCGAGAUUCGUACGAACCAUCAAUACUCGAGCAGUGCGGCUCGUUUGAUGUUAAACUGAUGUAAGGGAGAAGAUGAACAAAGGAGAAAAACAAAGAGAAUCGUAUGAUUUAAGAAAGAGUGGAUCAGUCGUCUAGAAAUAUUUAGUCAUGAAUUAAGCUGUGACUAAGUUUGUCUGUGAAUAUAAUCUUAAUCAUAUGACAAUGUGUUUUAGGCUAUUUGUAUUUAAACAUUUGAUUAUUUACGUAAUCGUAGUACUUAAAACUGAUUAUACAAUGCAUAUUCUAAAUAAAUUAUUAAAUAGUUA
Molecule: messenger RNA, 17863 nt
Organism: Cephus cinctus (wheat stem sawfly)
Lineage: Eukaryota; Metazoa; Arthropoda; Insecta; Hymenoptera; Cephidae
Product: cAMP-dependent protein kinase catalytic subunit
Exons: 2
Coding region: 841-1902 (353 amino acids)
Biological process (GO): peptidyl-serine phosphorylation
Cellular component (GO): cAMP-dependent protein kinase complex; nucleus
Molecular function (GO): ATP binding; cAMP-dependent protein kinase activity
Source: RefSeq, a predicted model, not a curated record